Messenger RNA from Penaeus chinensis, 713 nucleotides. Its product is annotated as ovomucoid-like. The record is from RefSeq and is a predicted model, not a curated record. NCBI's taxonomy places the organism in Eukaryota, Metazoa, Arthropoda, Malacostraca, Decapoda, Penaeidae. The coding region runs from base 134 to 418 and encodes 94 amino acids. The transcript is spliced from 3 exons. Gene Ontology annotation, molecular function: protein binding.
AUUCAUGUAUUCAGACAACAUUAACAUCAGAUGUGCUGUUCAUAUACAGAGAUUCCAUAGCCAUUGUAUAUCUGUACACUUCGUUUCGUUAUCCAAGAAAUUCCAUUCCUCCUCUGAUUUUUUAUAAAGCAGGAUGAGUUCAGUGUCGCCGUUCUUCUCACUGCUUUUGUUAAUAUUGUCGGCAUAUUUGGGUCUCGGGAAAAAUACUGAGAACUUCGACAUCGAGACUUUCCCUGACUUUGACUACCUCGUGGAGAAAGAUAUCGAGGAGGAUAUCUGCGCCAAGAUCUACGCCCCUGUUUGUGGCAGCGACGGCAUCACCUACGACAACAUCUGCGUCCUGACAAGAAUGAACACGCCGGACCAGGAUGAGCCCGUCUUGUUUGUGUACAGAGGGCGCUGUGAGGAUCUACCCUGACCCGUUUGCGGACGACUCGUUAAAGAAAUAUAUUUGGGAUGAAAAUUAAACGAAAUUAUGCUCUAUGUGAGUUUCUACUGGGUGAAGAACGUAGGGGGAUAUUAUUUCUAUAUGAAAAUAAGGUGUGUGUGUGUGUGUAUGUAAACAGGAAUACUGGCACAACAACGUAAACAUUGGUAUGGUAUGAAAUCAAAUAAAACAGGUACUGUAUAAUGAAUGAGGUUUUAUCGACAGAUGAGUCAUGUCCUUCUCAUAACGUCACUGCUUAACGUUCCUUUUUUUUAAAUGGCAGUAU